CCUGCUGCCGGGACUGGCGGCGCUGUGCGGGCUGAGCGCGGCGCUCCUUUCCGACGGCGCUGCCCGCGUGCGUAGGUCUGCGCCUUGCGCUUUAUUUUAGUGCUCUUGGCGCCGCUCGUCUCGGUCAGCCUGACUUCCGUGCAGGGUGGUGGAAAACGGAGAUUUGCAAAAUGAACAAAGAUGCCCAGAUGAGAGCCACCAUUAACCAGAAGCUGAUAGAAACAGGAGAGCGAGAGCGCCUUAAAGAUUUGCUGAGAGCCAAGUUAAUUGAAUGCGGGUGGAAGGAUCAGUUGAAGGCACAUUGCAAAGAUGUCAUUAAAGAAAAAGGAUUAGAGCAUGUUACUGUUGAUGAUUUGGUGGCAGAAAUCACUCCCAAAGGUAGAGCCUUAGUACCAGACAGUGUGAAGAAAGAACUCUUACAAAGAAUAAGAACGUUCCUCGCCCAACAUGCCAAUCUUUAACUUCGUUGUCUUGGAUACAGCAUUUCUGUUUCUGCAUUAUGUCAGUCGUGUCAGGAUUGGAAUGCAGUUUCCAUGCUUAAGGAUUAAAGUUGGUGGGUUGUGUUUUUUUUUUUUUUUUUUUUUUUUUUUUUUUUUUUUUUUUUUUUUUAAGAUGAGUUGAAAUUUUGUUGCACUGCAUCAAUUUCUUGGUGUUAUUUUAAUAAAAAAUUCUGUGGACUUGUGUUUCUAUGGCUCUUCAUCAGUGCACUGUAAUAGGGUGACACCUGUUUCAGUUUUCAGCUUUUAGUAGUCCAGUUUUGUACAGUUGUGUAAAGUUAGAUAUUUUUUUAACAAGUAUGUUGUUAGGUAAUGCAGAAGAGAAAAGAAAUCCGAAAAAUCAGCUAUGACAUGCUGUUGAGCAUUUUCUUGCUUAUUUUUCCUAAGUAUUGUGAUAGCAUGAAGAAAUUCAAGACUGUCUUCUGUAGUACUUCAUUGUUGGAGGGUGGUUCAAAGUCUCUGACUUGUGUUGUAAACACUCAGUAACUCAUAAGAGGUUUAAUGAUUCAAACAAAGGCAACUGUGUCUCUUGUAAGUAAUUCUCUACUCCUUUUUCUUUUCAAUCAAAAAAAGUCACUAUCCUGAUACUGUUUUCUAGCUUAGCCAGUAUUAUUGGUAACUUUUAAUUAUGUGUGUGUUUUGAAAUCUAUAUGUUACAGUAAUAAUGCAACAUAAGCCUCAAGAUUAUAAUUUUUAAAUUAUUAUAUUUGGAACUGCAACAUCAGCCAAGACUAUGAAUGAUGGAAAAAAUAAUAAGAGUUGAUGAAAAGGAAGUCGGGAAAGUGGCUUUGUAGGAAGAAUGUUCAGUUUUAGGGAACUUCCAUUUGAGAUAAAUUUCAAUUGAUAAGGAAGUGUAAAUGAGCAUAAGGAGAAUCUCAACAAGCUACUAACCUGGCUACGAGGAAAAAUUAAUGACUGAAUGUAAAUCUAAUUACUGCAAACUGGAAGAACUCCAAAAGGUAUCACAGAGUUGUUCAGGCAAUUUUGCUUACUCGGCAGGAUGGCUGGCUGGAGUGGUUACCCAAGGAGUCCAGGAGGUGGCAGCCGCAGCCUGGGGAUUGCCGUGGGCUCUGCUGCAUCCUUGUUCGGCCACUUCUUCAGAGAAAAUAAUAUGCUCUGUGACAGAGCUGGGUUUUUGUUUCACAUGCUGAGUGUUUGAAGCCAGACAGCUGGGGCAGCAGCUGAACCAGUCCAGUUGGUGGUAAAUAGCUGUGAUGGAAUGGCAGAGGUGUGAUGAUCGAUGCUGGAGUGCAAGUGUAUGAAAUUACCUGCUCCGACUGGAAUUAGUGAGCAGCAGGGUGUGAUGGAUCUGCCUGUAAUAGUACACCAUACAAGGCCAAGUUCUUGCUGAGACUGGAACUCGGCACAAGCCAAGGCUGGGGUCUGCCAUGUAACACAGCUGCAGCUUUUUAGGCUCUGGCUGGUACUGCUAUGAACCAUGCCAGUUAGAGCAUGCUUAAGUUUUUGUCUCUAAGCUGCUGAAUAAUGGUGGACACUAGAAAGAAGAAAAUUCUUUCUUCCACUUAAAGGCCCAUACACUUACUUUGUAAAAUGAUUAUUUGCAAUGAGUAUGUUCUGUUUGAUUUCAAAAUCUGAGUGUUUACUCUAAGCUCUUCAUUGUAGGCUUAAUUUACUCAGUGGUAACUGAUAGAAGACAGAAUAUUUCUUCACGUAAUCCAGCAUAAUAUGUGCUGUUUAAGUAUCUAUUUAAAUGCAGGACAAGGCUGUAAAAUAUCUUCCGCAUCCUUCCUCUGUUGUUCUUAGAGGUUUUUCCUGACAUGCUUCAAUAUUUUCCACAGGCCUUUAGAAGUCUCUUCUUGAUGAAUGGCCGCAGUGUACCUAGAACUUGAUCCAAAGCAGCCACUAAUUUCCUUUAUUUUACAUCUCCAGCAGUAUGAGAGAGCCAGACUUCAUGUGUUGAUAUAUCAUACUGUGUAAGGCUUGUUGUCCAAUCAAUAAACAUUGGAGAUUUCAUCUAGAACAUGACAGUUCUCUAAAUACAUCAUUAACUUCUUGUAAGUGCUUUGUCGUUCUCUUUUAUAGGCGUUCACUCUUGGUACACAAUAAAGACUGAACACAUGAAUUUUCACAAAUUCACAAAACCAAUCUGAACUUGAAGGUUGAACAAAUAAUUAUUUCACAUACUUCCAAAAAUAAGUUGUAAUGUUUUGCCCAAGCUGACCUGGAAUGUAAGAGCAUUCAGAGAAAGAGAGAAUUCCAGCUGACCAGUCACACAUCAGCAGCUUGUCUGCAUGGCAUGGGCUGUUUCUGACAUCAAAACAGAGCAGCACAUUCUACAGUGAGGUCUGUUCAUCAGAUCAGUGCAGCCUCUGUACUCUGAGUGAAAAGCAUAAUUAACGACCUAUACAGAUCCAAAGAAUAAUGCUCAGAUAUCUUGAUAAGUAUUUAAGAAUGAGGUUAGGUUUGCAUUGCUAUUGGCCAGAGGUUUCUUGAGAAAUAAAAUGCUCCCUUUAGGGAUGUAAUAUUUUUAACUGUUGGUUUCAUUAGCAGAUGCACAGGGAUGGCUUUGUUUUGCAAACUGUUGUCUGCAGAAUCUGUUUCUACUCAUUUGGUUGAGGAUUGAAAACAGUUGGUAAUAUUCAAGAUGUGGCCAGAAAAACAUUGUCCUUUUAUUUUUCUUGCUGUUGUGGGGGUAGUUUUUUUUGCACACCGAAAAAUAAGAUGACCUGUGCUGCUAAAAGUCCCAUACCUACAACAUUUACAGACAGAUGUGUUAACUUUUGGUCUGAUUUUUGGGUGGCCCUGUGUGAGGCCAGGAUCUGGACUCAAUGAUCCUUACAGGUCCCUUCCAACUCAGGAUAUUCUAUGAUUCUAGAAACUUUUUUUCCCCCAAAAUUUCAGUAUGCCUAAUGUCAUGAAGUGUAUCUGUUCCUUAGGAAUGUUUGUGUAGACAGCACCCAGAAAUAGACAGCUAAGAAUGUGUCAGUUUAAGAUUGAUGGAAAUUAUCUCAGCUGUGGAUUUACACUACUUUUAGCUGACAGCCAUAUAGAUAACUAGCAGCAGAAUCAGCUUAGUCUUCUUGCAGACAAGCCUGUAAGAAAUAAAAUCAGUUUGUAUAUUGGCAUUGAAAUAAUGGGUCAGAUAACAACCAGAGUAAAUGAGUAUAUCUCUGGCUGCUCACUGAACACCAUAUUCUAUGUGACUAUUUGAAUAGUCCUCCCGAUGUCAAUGGAAGACCAAUAGAGAAAAGUUAGUUCAUCCUCUUCUUUAGUCAGUCCCUGAGGGGACUGAAACACAGUCUGAAAAAAAGUGAAGCACGCGGUGAACUGAAACGUUCUUUCAUUUUAAUUUGUUUGGUAAUUAGUUUUCCAAGAAAACUUCUCUGUGUUGACAUGGUCUGUUUAAAAGAAGCUAUUAAUCAGCAAUAUCACCUGAGAAUUAUACUGAGAUAUCAAACUUACACUCACAUGCCUUAAAGCCUUAUCAUUUUGUCACUAUGAGUUUUUUCAAUUUUUUUCCCAAUAUCAAAUUUUUUCCUCUUCUUCCUUCUUGUUUAUUGCCAUAAAAUUAACAUGCAAAAUUUUAUUGCUUCGAAAACAAGCAUGUGAAAAUGCUUAAGUGCUAUUAUUUUUGCUUCUCAGUUGCCCAACCUAGAUGGCCCUUUGGACUGAUAGCUCUGCACUACUAAGCCUGUGUCCUCAUCUUUUCUUUCACAUAAUUGAGUAUGUUUAAUUUUGGUGAUAAAAUAUGUUCAAUUGUAGUGAUUGCGAUAUCUUGCAUCUUGGGCUCUGCCUUACUUAGUGAUUGAGUUUUCACUAGAGCGAUGAAGAAUAUCCAAUGCUCUUACCUGCUGGCUUUCUUUGCAAUUGAAAUCAGAAUUGUGUUCUACUUGGCCUCUUUUUCUCAGCUGUUCGGUUUCUGAAAAAACAGCUGUGGCUGCAGAGCCAAAUUUGUAAUGAUGAGCUCAGAAUGAGGAAAACCUCAUUCGUUUCCUCAUAAAUAAUUUAUGCUUCACUACUUUAGUGUAAGGAAUAGGUUAAUC
This is a messenger RNA of Lagopus muta (rock ptarmigan), 4501 nucleotides long. It is a transcript of the gene ENY2, whose product is annotated as ENY2 transcription and export complex 2 subunit. Bases 171 to 461 code for a protein of 96 amino acids. The record is from RefSeq and is a predicted model, not a curated record. The transcript has 4 exons. Gene Ontology annotation, molecular function: transcription coactivator activity; chromatin binding. Gene Ontology annotation, biological process: regulation of transcription by RNA polymerase II; poly(A)+ mRNA export from nucleus; positive regulation of DNA-templated transcription. Gene Ontology annotation, cellular component: SAGA complex; DUBm complex; nuclear pore. NCBI's taxonomy places the organism in Eukaryota, Metazoa, Chordata, Aves, Galliformes, Phasianidae.